This is a messenger RNA of Danio aesculapii, 3034 nucleotides long. RefSeq names its product tetratricopeptide repeat domain 27 (gene ttc27). Lineage: Eukaryota; Metazoa; Chordata; Actinopteri; Cypriniformes; Danionidae. Bases 175 to 2694 code for a protein of 839 amino acids. The transcript has 20 exons. Gene Ontology annotation, molecular function: protein binding. The record is from RefSeq and is a predicted model, not a curated record.
CUUCGGCGCUGUCAUGGCUGCUCACUGAUGACACUUGCGGCACAUGGGCAGAAAUCUAACACAUCACAGUGAACACACGAACCUCAACUCAAGUCUCACACUCACACAGAAAGCAGGUCCUGAGCAACACGACGCUGUUUCACCUUCCGCGUAACCGAGAACACGAGGAGCGCGAUGCUGCAGCUCGAGGCGGCGGUUCUGGGCGGAUUGAGUCCGGACUGGAAGCAGAGCAGCUUCAGCACCGCAGAUGCAGGUUCAUUGCUGCAGUUGGUAUAUGAGGGAGAUUUUGAGGCCGUCCUCUUCAGCUCUGCGGUGCAGGGGCUUCUGGGAGCUUGUCCUGAAGAGGGUGACAGCAUUGAGGCCUAUCUGGAGAGACAGAUGCUGUCUUACCUGAGUGAUGCCACCGAAGAGCAGAGGAGCCACAGGGAAGUUGCUCUGUUGGCGUUGGCAGUGGGGUGUCUGAAUCUCUUCGCCCAGAGUAACUGGACUGGGCCACCAGUUGAGCUCCAUGUCUCUGACGUUCUACCUGAAGCCCUGCUCCAGAACUUAUCUCAGCCUGCGGCCCUAAGCACAGCUCUGUUGUCCAGUCUUCAGCUGGAUGGAGAGUCUGUGUACAGUCUGGUCUCCAACCCUCUCCUGCUGCUGCUGACCAGAGUCAUCUUCGUCAAUUGCGCCGCCAAACUGGAGAGCCUUCAGCUGCUGCCCUGGUGGACGCUGCGAUAUGUCGCUCUCCAUCAGCAGAUACUGGAGGAAAGAUCCCCACAGCUCCUCAACCUGAUGCUCAGCUGCAUCGAGAAAGUGUGUAAAUGUGAGGAGCUGUUCAGCAGUAAUGCACACAGAAACCUGGCCAUUCAGUUCCACCUGGAGUGCAGUUAUAUCUGCCUGACCUACUACGAGUAUCACAGGGCCAAAGAACAUCUGCAGACGGCUCGUGAUCUGUCAGGACUCGAUGUUAACAUGACAGGUGCUUUAGGGAAGAGAACUCGUUUUCAGGAGAACUUUCUGGCUCAACUCAUCUUAGAUGUAAAGCGAAAGGACAACUCACCCUUUUACAACUCUGAGAGUCCCUCCAGUACACCAACACGUAAAGAGCUCUUACCAAAGGACCAUCAGCUGAGCGAUGAUACAGUCCUGAACCAGAUUAGUCUGGCAGAACCAUCUGAACAUGAACUUCCAGACCUCAGUGCUGAGGAACAGGCCUUCAUACUGGCCACAUGCAUAGACUUUCAGAAGAAUAAUCCCGUUCACAAGCUGAAUGAUGAGGAGCUGCUGGCCUUCACCACGUGUUUGCUGUCUCAGCCAAAGUUCUGGGCAGUGGAAGUGACAUCUCUGUGUCUGAGGACUAAGCUGGAGAGAGGAAGCUCACGUAGAGUUGAACGCGCCAUGAUGCAAACACAGACUCUGGUGGAUUUCUUCAGUGAGAAGGACUGUCCCGUCACUGAGAGGCUGAAGAUGUUCUACAGCUGCCGGGCUCCUCCUCUCUGGGAUCUACAGAGGCAGUUGGCGAGUUUGUUGACUGAUUUGGGCCUGACGAGUUCUGCACUGCUGAUCUACGAGAGACUGGAACUCUGGGAGGAUGCAGUUGUGUGUCUGGAGAGGAUGGGACAACACGGCAAGGCGGAGGAGAUUUUGAGGCGCGAGUUGGAGAAAAAGGAGACGCCGUCGCUCUACUGUCUGCUGGGCGAUGUGCUGAAGGAUCCACAGUAUUAUGACCGAGCAUGGGAGCUUUCCAAACACCGCAGCGCACGUGCGCAGCGCUCCAAAGCUCUGCAUCACCUGCGCCACAGAGAGUUUCAGCAGUGUGUGGAGUGUUUCGAACGCUCUCUACAAAUCAACUCCAUGCAGUUGGGUGUGUGGUUUUCCCUGGGCUGUGCAUAUUUUGCAUUGGAAAGCUACGAAGGAGCCGCCAGAGCUUUCCAGAGAUGCAUCGGACUGGAACCAGAUAAUUCAGAAGCUUGGAACAACCUCUCCACGGCCUACAUUAAACUGAGACUGAAGGAGAAGGCGUUCCGCACCCUUCAGGAAGCGCUCAAAUGUAAUUAUGAGCGAUGGCAGAUCUGGGAGAAUUUCAUUGCAGUGUGUGUAGACCUGGGCGAGUUCAGUGAAGCUAUCAGAGCCUACCAUCGGCUCAUGGAGCUCAAGGACAAAUACAAGGACGUGGAGGUUCUGGAAAUCCUGGUGCGCGCAGUAGUGGACAAUUUGACCGAUCAUCGGGGCGAACAGGCCUCCAGUCUCAGACCCAAACUCCAGGAGCUCUUGGGCAGAGUGUCUUCUCGCUGCAGCACAGAUGCAAAGAUAUGGAAACAGUAUGCCCGUCUUUAUGGCGAUGGACAUAGCAACAAUGCAGAAGACAAUGAAAAGGCGCUGCAGUUUCUGAGUAAAGCUCAUCGAUGUGAAACGCAGGCGGCUGGAUGGGAGAAAGACACGGGCAGCUUCAAAUCUGUGGUGAAAGGUGCCAGAGACAUGGCUAAUGUGUCCAUCAGCUGCAGCAGGUCGAAGCGCGGUCCUCAAGAGGCUCUGCAGCUGCUGUCUUCAGCUCGACUCAGUCUGAAGAGUCUGACCACCAAAGCUAGACAACUGUACACUGACGUGGCCACAGGUGAGCUCCACGAUGACCUCAGAGAUGAUGUCAUCGAACUGGAGCAGCUCGUCUCAGAAAUCCAGGAUCUGAGUGCACAGCUGCGCAGCCAAUGACAAGCCUGAUCACUAUCUGCUGUUCCUCUCUUUGGUUAGUUUAAAUAUUGCACUUUUAACAUCAUGUAUUAGACCAACAAAACCUCCCAUCUGGAGAUCCUGGAGAGUUCAGGACGCCUGUCACUUGUUUUUAAAUCAACAGGGGAAAUAAAACCUAGAAGAAGGACUUGAUGUUUUUUUCCAUCUUGACCUGAUCCAGGGUCAGUUAUCUUUGCCUUAAUCAGAGAUUCUGUGAUCACAGUGUGUGGUUUUUAAGAUCCCUCAGGCUGGCAUUGAACUUUCUUUGUACAAGAGUGCCUCGUUCCUGUUAAAUAAACAGUACACAUCUUUUUCUUACAUA